AGUGCCAUUCCGAUUGCACGAGAAAUACAAACCAUGCAAACAUAGGCAACAUGGCAGUGUUAGGGACCUGGGCCUUCUCUGAGUCUGCAGUUGACCAGCUGAGGAGUCUGAUCAGCUCUGGACGUCAAGCCACUGAUGCUGUCGAGGAGGCUUUAGCAGCGGCUGAGGACGACCCAGGCACGGGGCGCCACAUCGUGGGCAGAGGGGGGUUCCCCAACAGUGCCGGCGUGCUGGAGUGUGAUGCUGCCAUCAUGGAGGGAGGGGCCGGGCGGUUUGGAGCAGUGGCGGCACUACGGGGGGUGGGGAGUCCUGUGCGUGUAGCGCGUAGCGUGAUGGAGAGGAGCCCCCACAGCCUGCUGGUGGGACAGGGAGCACUGGGCUUUGCUAGGGAGCAAGGCUUCACUGUUGAGCCCAACGAAGCCAUGCUGACUCCACAUUCUACCCAGGCCUACCAGGAGUUUGUUGAGAAGAAAAACCAACCCAGUGGCCAUGAUACUCUUGGUCUCAUUGCUCUGGACCUCAUGGGGAACAUAACAGUGGGAGUCUCUACUUCCGGAGCUCCCUUUAAGUCCCCCGGGAGGGUUGGAGAUUCCCCCCUACCCGGUUGUGGGCUUUAUGCUGACCACACGGUAGGCGCUGCUGCUGCCACAGGAGACGGCGAUAAGAUCAUGUGCUUCUGCCCCAGCUUUCACGUCGUCCAGCAGAUGAAACAGAAGGGCUCUUGCCCUGGCGACGCCUGCCGAGCCGUCCUCACUGACAUCCUGUGCCGGGUGGAGCCCGCAAAGAGGUUCGAGAUUGGACUCAUAGCCAUGAACAUGAAGGGUGAGGUUGGAGCGGCCUCUUCUGUGGAGUUCCCCUACACCUUCUGGAAGCGGGAUAUGGUCAAAGUCCAGACAUGCAUCAGUGUUCCACUAGACAGCCACGGAGACAAACCAGGGGAAUAGAAAAUAAAUCAUCUGUGGUGACAACCUCCGGCCAACUGAACUGGCAUUGUUUUACCUGCUGAGUCAAUAGUUGCAGGUGACAAGUGACAUCAGCAUGCACCUUGCCUAUAGUUGCUUGGUCUGUCUUCAGUGAUGACACAAUCAUUACCAUUCAGUGAUGACACCAUCAUUACCAUCAACAUGACAGGACACACGAACACAAACGUUACUUGAAUUGUUAUUAUUUAGGCUACGAUAAGGUUUCAUAUUGUGUGCAUACAUUUUCUUAAUUCUAUA
This is a messenger RNA of Gadus chalcogrammus (walleye pollock), 1220 nucleotides long. RefSeq lists its product as uncharacterized. Lineage: Eukaryota; Metazoa; Chordata; Actinopteri; Gadiformes; Gadidae. The coding region runs from base 51 to 944 and encodes 297 amino acids. Gene Ontology annotation, biological process: protein deglycosylation. Gene Ontology annotation, molecular function: N4-(beta-N-acetylglucosaminyl)-L-asparaginase activity. The record is from RefSeq and is a predicted model, not a curated record. The transcript is spliced from 11 exons.